UAAUUGACGAUUGUUUUUAUACAAUCAACAUCUCUACAUAAAUAUAUAAUACACAAAUCAUUAGUUCAUUUUUCAUAAAACAAAACAAACAGAAAUAAUUCUUUGAAGUCUUUUCAUUAUGUCUCUGCUUUCAGAUCUCAUCAACCUUAAUCUCACUGAAUCCACUGAGAAGAUUAUCGCUGAGUACAUAUGGAUUGGCGGAUCAGGCAUGGAUCUCAGGAGCAAAGCCAGGACUCUUUCAGGUCCAGUUAAAGAUCCUUCAAAGCUUCUCAGAUGGAAUUAUGACGGUUCUAGCACGGGGCAAGCUCCUGGAGAAGACAGUGAAGUCAUCCUAUAUCCUCAAGCAAUUUUCAAGGAUCCAUUCAGGCGGGGCAACAAUAUUUUGGUAAUGUGUGAUGCUUAUACUCCAGCUGGUGAACCUAUUCCGACAAACAAGAGACACCAUGCUGCCAAGAUAUUCAGCAACCCUGAUGUUGUUGCUGAAGAAACAUGGUAUGGUAUUGAGCAAGAAUACACUCUGCUGCAAAAGGAGGUUAAUUGGCCUCUUGGAUGGCCUAUUGGAGGUUUUCCUGGACCUCAGGGACCUUACUAUUGUGGAACUGGAGCGGACAAGGCAUUUGGACGUGAUAUAGUCGACUCACAUUACAAGGCCUGUCUUUAUGCUGGGAUUAACAUCAGUGGCAUCAAUGGAGAAGUGAUGCCUGGACAGUGGGAAUUUCAAGUUGGGCCUGCAGUAGGAAUCUCAGCAGGAGAUGAGGUGUGGACUGCUCGUUACAUUCUCGAGAGGAUUGCUGAGAUUGCUGGAGUUGUUGUUUCAUUCGACCCAAAACCUAUCCCUGGCGAUUGGAAUGGUGCUGGUGCUCACACAAACUACAGCACCAAGUCUAUGAGGGCUGAGGGAGGGUAUGAAGUGAUCAAAAAGGCUAUCAAGAAGCUUGAACUGAGGCACAAAGAGCACAUUGCUGCAUAUGGUGAAGGCAAUGAGCGUCGUCUCACUGGAAAACAUGAAACAGCAAACAUCAACAGCUUCAAAUGGGGAGUUGCAAAUCGUGGCGCUUCUGUUCGUGUUGGCAGAGAUACAGAGAACGCGGGGAAGGGAUACUUCGAGGACAGGAGGCCAGCUUCGAACAUGGACCCGUAUGUUGUCACUUCCAUGAUUGCUGAGACUACCAUUAUCUGGAAACCUUGAUCUGUGCGUAAGUGUCUGAAGGAAUGUUGUUUCUUGAAUCAAAUAACUGAAUCUUGGAACACCCUUUUCCCUCCCUUGUCUUUAAUAAUUUAGUUAAUGUAGAUUAUUCUAUUAUCUUCUACUGUUUCCUUUGCAUUUCAUUAAGCAAGGUUGAUUUCACUUCCUAUGAUUUGGCAAUAACAAUGCUAUUUUUAUUAGUUUGGUUUAUUUCUUGCUGA
Messenger RNA from Nicotiana attenuata, 1407 nucleotides. RefSeq names its product glutamine synthetase-like. The record is from RefSeq and is a predicted model, not a curated record. The transcript has 12 exons. Gene Ontology annotation, molecular function: glutamine synthetase activity. NCBI's taxonomy places the organism in Eukaryota, Viridiplantae, Streptophyta, Magnoliopsida, Solanales, Solanaceae. The coding region runs from base 119 to 1189 and encodes 356 amino acids. Gene Ontology annotation, cellular component: cytoplasm.